UCAUCUUCUCAUCUUCUGAACCACACAGCUCUGAUGUGAGAGCCAGUUGUGGCGAAGGCCCUAGCCCCUCUUCUUCCUGAGGACCACUGCUGCUGCAAAUGGCAGAACCCCUGCCACAGCUGGCCCCCACCAGGCUACUCUAUUCCUCUUGCUCCGUGGAGAGGACUCUGCAGUGCAGCUGUUCCUUCCAUGGGAUCCCCACACCCUCUGUGCAGUGGUGGAUGGAAGGUUCUCUUGUGGAUGAGAACAACACAGAUGGCGACCUCCAGGUGACUUCCACCAUAAUUGCCCCCUGGGCCAACAGCACCAUCAGCUUGGUGGAGAAGCCAAAAAAGAGCAUGAAGCUUCUCUGUAAGGGGAAGAACCAAAAUGGAAUCCAUGCUUUGAGCAUCCUACUGAUACCAAGAAAGAGUCCUUCAUCCAGCAAGACCUUCAUUAAUGGGCUGAUCCAGGGCAUUGUCUAUGGAGCCAUUGCAACUGCAUUGAUGUUCCUCUGCUUCUCCCCACUCAUAAUGAAAUAUAUCAGAAUGAAGCUGACAAAGGAAGUUGCAGCAAUCAAAGCAGAAAACAACCCUACAGUCAGACCAAGCCAAGAAGCCAAGAUGCCUCUGAAGCCUAAAGAGCCAGGAAAAUCCACAAUCAGCCCAUCUUCAGAGAACCAAAUAUUGCAUCCCUUACCCUAAACUUCCAGAAAAAGCAAAAUAAACUGGAACUGAUGACACCUGUGAAGACUACAUGCCUACCUGGAGUCCCCACUGUCCAUGGAAUUAUCACAGUCUACAGAAUUCUCAGCAGCCCCAGAAACCCUGGAGUCUAUGACAAUCCCAAAGAUCCCUAAAGCCCCACCUUUCCCUCACACUGGUUCUCCAUUGAAUAGGGUCACUUUGGGACCUGGUCUUAGAACAUUUGACAGCAAACUCUAUGAUUUGCUGUUCAGGUUAACUAGAAGAAAUAUGCUCUGGCCUGGGAUGGUGUCAAAGGAAGGGAAAAUUAAUGUGAGACCAUGGUCCACUGAAAAGUAGCUUUUGAGCCCCUACUGUAUGCCCAGAACCUACUGUAUGCUCAGGCUUUAGAC
This is a messenger RNA of Lutra lutra (Eurasian river otter), 1075 nucleotides long. It is a transcript of the gene SIGLECL1, whose product is annotated as SIGLEC family like 1. The record is from RefSeq and is a predicted model, not a curated record. The transcript is spliced from 5 exons. Gene Ontology annotation, molecular function: sialic acid binding. Gene Ontology annotation, biological process: cell adhesion. NCBI's taxonomy places the organism in Eukaryota, Metazoa, Chordata, Mammalia, Carnivora, Mustelidae. The coding region runs from base 99 to 683 and encodes 194 amino acids. Gene Ontology annotation, cellular component: plasma membrane.